GCCUCCGCGGCGCAGUUCUCGCACCUCCCAGGCCCCAGGCCGAAAUCCGCGAGCCGGUGGCGGAAGAGUGAAUGUGGCAUUCCGCUCGCGGGCGGGGCAGCCGCCGGGUCGCCGCAGGCCGCUUCGCGCGUGUGUGCAGCGGUCUCGGGCUCGGAGGAAGCCUUCUCCGCGCCCGCGCCGGUGUGGCGCCCAGCCUGCGGGUGGUCCAGAUGCCAAUAGAGGAUCCGAUUACCACUUGUCUUUCUCCCUCAGUCUAUGAUAUGAUCUGUAAACUCGGGUUUGAAGUCAGAGAAAGUUGUGAUAUCAGUGGCAUUGUAACUCAGAGGGGUGAGGUGUGCUGGCCGAGCAUCACAGCCUGUGUGACUUACACACAGUCAGCCCAGAGUCUGGAUUACCGGGGCACUGUGCGGCUGCUGGGCCCUGUGUGUGAGGCCGUCCACCAACAUUUGUUAUCUCUGACCAAGGGGGAGUUUGACAUUCGAUACGUGCCGUGGCUGCAGUGGACAGCUUUUCCAGAGUUAUUUCCUGAAAUAUUUGAUGCUUUGGGAAGCCUUCAAUGUCCCGCUAUUCCUCUUGGCUUAAUGAAACUGACGGCAUGUCUAGAACGGGCUUUGGGUGAUGUAUAUUUACUGAAUGGGAAGGAAUGCCCCUUUCUUUUGAGAGAUCUGCUUGCGUCUGAGGAGCUUGCUGCGGUCUUUGGGCGGUCUGUGAUGGACGUGCUGAAAGUCUUCGUCGGGUCUCCAUGUGGACUCAACCUGCGUAAUACCCUGUGGCAUGGCUUUGCCUCACCUCACGAGAUCCCCCCAAAAUACUGUUCAAUGAUGAUACUGUUGACCGUGGGAUUGGGUCAGCUGCUGAAGAGUUACUUGCAACAAACUAAACUUGUGUUGGGACACCGACCUUUCAUAGCUCUUACAAACCUUGAGGAUUUGGCCAUUUUCCCUGACGUUACUUCUGAGGUACUUUCAGUGUUAGAAGAAGUGGUGAGGAAAUCCACUUUCAUAUUAAAGGUCAUGUUGCCGUACUGGGAAGCUGCAUUAAUCGGGUUUAGGUCACACAGGUUUGCCGACUGUGCCAUGUUGUUACUGACACAGCUAGAGACGGGACUCAGGAGAGUUUUUGCCGCUGUUAACCAAUGUCCAAAAAGACUUCUGACCGCUGAGUCCACGGCUCUUUAUACCACCUUCGAUGAAAUAUUGGCAAAACACUUGGAUGAUGGUAAAAUCAAUCAGCUUCCUCUUUUCCUUGGAGAGCCUGCAAUGGAGUUUCUUUGGGAUUUCCUAAACCAUCAGGAGGGCCCCCGUAUAAGAGACCAUUUAAGCCAUGGGGAAAUCAACUUACCUGAAUUUCCGAAAGAGGCAGCAAACCAAUUGCUUGCAUUUUCCGUUGUACUUUUACUCAGAUUCACUGAUGAAGAUCUGUCAGCAGCCCUUAAGGAAAAAGCAGCGAUAAAAUCACUGGUUGGUCUUGCAGAGGGUUACCACGCCCACUUCCACCCAGUUUCUCAGCUUAAAAAACAGGUGCUGAGCUGUGAGAAGAGCAUCAGGGUUUGGCCCCUCCUGCCUUUGCCUGAAGAGGCCGAGGAGGCAGCCAGAUUAGAAGGUACUUCUGAAACACAGGCCUGCGAGGCUUUAAUCACAGAAAUCCUGAGAGCGCUGCCCCCCCACUUGCCCGAGAGCCGUGGUGUUGUCAGCGACUGGGACAGUCUUUCCGCCGAGAGGUGGCCCCAGGUGAUCCAGGAACUCUGCGGCACCCCUGUCCCAACUCUCUUCUGUCCCAGAACCGUUCUGGAAGUGCUCACUGUGCUCCGAAACAUCAGCACACACUGCGCCCGCGUGUCCAGCCAGGUCGCUGCCUCUGUGGAGCUGAGAUACCAGCAGUGGGUGGAAAGGAGGCUGCGCUCCCGGCAGAGGCAGACCUACCUGCACAUGCUCACUAGUAUUAAGCUUCUGUCUCCUGUGCUUUACCUGAUUUUAUUGCUGAUUGCCCUGGAAUUGGUCAACAUUCAUGUGGUUCAUGGAAAAAAUACUUAUGAAUAUCAACAGUAUCUAAAGUUCUUAAAGUCGAUCUUGCAGUACGUGGAGAACCUGGUGACUUACACCAGCCAACAGGAGAACAAGUGGAACAAAACGAUCAAUCUUACACAUACAGCUCUGUUGAAAAUUUGGACUUUCAGUAAGAAGAAACAGAUGUUAAUACAUUUAGCCAAGAAAUCCACAAGUAAAGGAGGCUUAUGAAAACCCUUAGAAGUCAAGAUGCUUUUGGCUACAUCUGAAAACUCAGCCUGAAUAGGCUUUACUAGCAUGGAAAUUGAAAAGUCAAAGGUAGAGUGGAUUGCAGGCUCUGAUUGAUCAGGGAUCAAGUUCCGUUUCUCUGCAGUUUUCUGAAUUGCUGUUUCCGCGUUUGUGUGAACCUCAGGCUGGGUACCUUCCUGGGACCAAAUGGCCGCAGCAUUUUGUCCACCAUCACACAGUGUCCAGGGGGAGCUUUAUACCCACACGUCACCCAGCAAACUCUUGAAAAUGGUCACUGUGGCCAGGUCAUCCGGCCCCCUGUCUUUACCGGCCAGACUGGGCAGGCUCCACUCCUGAGCUACCACUGGGGCACGGAGAAAGAACGUGGGCCAGUCCAGCCUCAUCCCUGGAGCGGGGAGCAAGGUUGGAUGAUCCAGAUCCUAUGGGACAGAGUUGGGGAGGAAGGUAUGGUGGGCAGACGGUGCCAGGCAGCAGGUUUGCCCGUCUGUGGCCAGGAGAGUAGGAGCCCUGGCACAUGUGUGGGUAGGAGGGUCUUGCGUAGGAGCGGGGAGAGCCGAGGACUGAGUGCAGUCGCUCCAGUCCUGCUCGGAGAGCUGGAGUCUGAUUUCCGAGGGCUCUCUCUGGGCCACUGCAGUCGUCGGGAGCAUCCAUCAUCGGCAGCUUCACACCCGCCGUGAGGCCGUCCCCAGCCGCAGGUCUGCAUGUGCGCUGGGCCUCGCACAGUGACCUGUGGCCUCUCCACCGUCCCUACCUCCCAGGCAGGUUCUAGCCCAUGCUCUAAUACAAGGAACGGUGCCCACUCUGUGUGUUUCAGGCUUCUCUGCUGUCGGAGAGCAGUGCCGAGGAGACCUCAGAGGGAAGGGGUGGCGCUGUGGGAAGACAGACAUUGCAGCACAUUCCAUCCAUCCCUUUGCCAACUCAGCCCCCACCACCCCUUUUAAACUAAACUCUGGGUAAGGACAGAGAGCGCCGAGCUUCUGCCCCUGCGAUGUGGCCGCCUCUGGUGCAGGUGUAGACCCCGGAGCCCCCGCGUCCGGGCUUCUGCCCCUGCGACAUGUUCUUUUCCAGCGGUCACACCCUCCCUUGGACAUACUCUAAUUUAAAAGAUAAUUUAUGGUAUUAGCCACUCUAAACCCUUCUGAUGUUAGAGCUCAAUGAAAAGGGGGAAAUAAAAGAAAAUAUAUUUACCAAGCACAUGAGGAGAUAGGUGGAACUCCUGUGCUUUUGCACCUGGUGAGCUGGCAGAUGUUGGUAUUAAAAAUUCCCUCUUCUAUAACUCAUUCCAUGUUACUCUGCCCUCAGUCACUCACUUCUGUUGGUGGUACCUCACCUGGUGGGUUGACCCAGACUUUAUUCCUGAGAGGUCUCCCUCCAAGACGUCUUCCUGGUUUGGGCAACUCGUUUUCCAUUGGUUCUGAUUGCUGGAAAUGGGAAUUCUAGGAGGUUCCCCAGAAGAUCUCUUAAAUUCCAGACACACACCUGCCUGCCCCUGUCUGGCAGUAGGCCUGUCCCCAAGGGAGUGGGGAGCAGUGGCCUAAGCUGUGACAGUCAACCGGCUUUGCCUUUUGGUUCGUUGGCAUGAGGUGUCCAGUACAGCCGGGUGGCCUCUCAGCCUGCAGAGGCCAAUGGGACACUUGUGUCCCUCUGUGGAGAUCUCCCUUAGGAACAGAUA
Messenger RNA from Callorhinus ursinus (northern fur seal), 3927 nucleotides. The record is from RefSeq and is a predicted model, not a curated record. NCBI's taxonomy places the organism in Eukaryota, Metazoa, Chordata, Mammalia, Carnivora, Otariidae.